AUGGUCCAACUUCUCGAUCCAACUGGCACCUUGCUUCGACCGUCUGUCAUCCCAAAACGCUUCAAGCCGUUUUCCAGCAAGAGAAACUGGGUGGAAUAUGAUAAUACCUGGCGAGAGAUUCGAGGGGCCGCUAACAGUGGUGACCAUGCGACCAUUGACUCUGUUCGGGGACUGGCAUGGGUCGACAAGCAUCUUGGCCAAAGCCUUGACACGGUUUUCGCGGUAUACCACUGCAUGGAGGAAUUGCGUCCAAUGGAAGCUGCACACGUCGUUGCGUUGAAUAACGAGAAGAUAGACGGCCACCUCUUCUCUGAUUCGAUGAAGUCAGUCAUGGGUGAUAUGUCGGAUAAUGAUUGCCACGAAACUGUCUCGUCGUUGUUCCUCGAGGAAAACUGCCGUGCCUUCCCGCAACUUGGCCAAUGCCUAAUUGAAUCCACUGUUCGGUUCCUCAAUUCUCGGAUGGUAACGAACAACGAGGACAACAUUGCAGAUUCACUUCCUGUUCUUCAUUGGCCUUUGCGACUGCACUAUAUGCGAGGGAUGCCGGCAGAUCUCGUUUCCCAAUCCUUCUGUGCCUCAAGGAGCUAG
Molecule: messenger RNA, 588 nt
Organism: Cyclocybe aegerita
Lineage: Eukaryota; Fungi; Basidiomycota; Agaricomycetes; Agaricales; Hemipholiotaceae
Source: the annotation of a GenBank genome assembly